Aspergillus clavatus NRRL 1 is the source of this 414-nucleotide messenger RNA. Its product is annotated as GFA family protein. The coding region runs from base 1 to 414 and encodes 137 amino acids. The transcript is spliced from 2 exons. The record is from RefSeq and is a predicted model, not a curated record. Lineage: Eukaryota; Fungi; Ascomycota; Eurotiomycetes; Eurotiales; Aspergillaceae. Gene Ontology annotation, molecular function: carbon-sulfur lyase activity.
AUGCCAACUGGAUCUUGUACUUGUCAAGCUAUCAAGUAUGAAUACACAGGCGAGCCUAUGAAGAAGGCAGUGUGCCACUGCCUGACCUGCCGCAAAUACAGCAGUGGAAGCACAGUGAACCUUCUCGUCCCCAAAGACCACUUCAGCAUCACUUCUGGUACGCCGAAAGAAUGGCACAUUGUCCACCAGACCGGCAUGCACAUGACCACUCGCUUCUGUGGUGACUGCGGGUGUCUGCUGUACAAGACCGCAGAUCGGGCUGAGUUUCAAGACGGAGUCGUUGUGCUCGCAGGGACACUAGAUGAUCCCCGGGGACUGGAUGCUGCCAAACCCGACGCGGAGUUCUUUAUUGGGGAUCGGGCUGCCUGGUUGCCGGUGAUUGGCGAUGCGGAACAGUGCCAGGGAUUUGAGUGA